Molecule: messenger RNA, 2859 nt
Organism: Acomys russatus (golden spiny mouse)
Lineage: Eukaryota; Metazoa; Chordata; Mammalia; Rodentia; Muridae
Gene: Slc16a2
Product: solute carrier family 16 member 2
Exons: 6
Coding region: 150-1781 (543 amino acids)
Biological process (GO): transmembrane transport
Molecular function (GO): thyroid hormone transmembrane transporter activity; monocarboxylic acid transmembrane transporter activity
Source: RefSeq, a predicted model, not a curated record
GGAGGAGGAGAAGGAGGAGGAGGCAGGGGCUGAGGCAGCGGUGGCGGCAGUGCUCAGAGCGGCAGCAGCAGCAGUAGCAGCAGAAACAAGUAUCAGGCAGACAACAGCUCCUCCAGCUUCAGCAAGCCACAGUCAGUCCCCUGGCCGCGAUGGCGCUGCCAAGCCCGGCGAGUGAGGAAGCUGAGGGGCCUUGUCAGGAGGCAAACCAGGAAUAUCAGGAGCCUGUGUGUAGUCCUGUGCCCGAGCCGGAGCCCGAGCCCGAGCCGGAGCCUGAGCCCGAGCCGGUCCCAGUGCCCCCGCCCGAGCCUCAGCCUGAGCCGGAGCCCCAGCCCCUACCCGACCCUGCCCCCCUGCCGGAGCUGGGCUUCGAGGCUGAGCCAGUGCAAGAACCCGAGCCCACGCCCACAGUGGAGACCCGAGGUACCGCGCGUGGCUUCCAGCCUCCCGAAGGUGGUUUCGGCUGGAUAGUGGUGUUUGCAGCCACCUGGUGCAACGGCUCCAUCUUCGGCAUCCAUAACUCUGUUGGUAUCCUCUACUCCAUGCUACUAGAGGAGGAAAAAGAGAAAAAUCGCCAAGUGGAGUUCCAAGCAGCGUGGGUCGGAGCCCUCGCCAUGGGCAUGAUCUUUUUCUGCUCUCCUAUUGUGAGUAUAUUCACUGACCGUUUGGGCUGCCGGAUCACAGCCACCACCGGGGCUGCUGUUGCUUUCAUUGGCCUCCACACCAGCUCCUUCACCAGCUCUCUAAGCGUGCGCUAUUUCACCUAUGGGAUUCUGUUUGGUUGUGGCUGCUCCUUCGCCUUUCAACCAUCACUCGUCAUCCUGGGCCACUACUUUCAACGUCGCCUAGGUCUAGCCAAUGGCGUGGUAUCUGCUGGAAGUAGCAUCUUCUCCAUGUCUUUCCCCUUCCUCAUCAAAAUGAUGGGGGAUGAAAUCAAGCUGGCCCAAACCUUCCAGGUGCUCAGUACCUUCAUGUUUGUCCUUACGCUGCUCUCACUCACCUACCGGCCCCUCCUGCCCAGCUCCCAGGACACCCCAAGCAAGAGAGGUGCCCACACCCUCCGACAGCGCUUUCUGGCUCAGUUCAGGAAGUACUUCAACAUGCGUGUGUUCCGCCAACGCACCUACCGCAUCUGGGCCUUUGGGAUCGCUGCUGCCGCCCUUGGUUACUUCGUCCCCUAUGUACACCUGAUGAAAUAUGUGGAAGAAGAAUUCAAGGACAUCAAGGAGACCUGGGUGCUCUUGGUGUGUAUUGGGGCUACCUCGGGCCUUGGACGUCUUGUAUCAGGCCACAUCAGUGACUCCAUUCCUGGACUUAAGAAGAUAUACUUGCAGGUCCUCUCAUUCCUGCUCCUGGGGCUGAUGUCCAUGAUGAUCCCCCUGUGCCAGGACUUCGGGGGCCUCAUCGUUGUCUGCCUCUUUCUGGGCCUCUGUGAUGGCUUCUUCAUCACCAUCAUGGCUCCCAUUGCGUUUGAGCUGGUGGGACCCAUGCAGGCCUCACAGGCCAUUGGCUACCUCCUGGGCAUGAUGGCCCUGCCAAUGAUUGCUGGACCUCCCAUUGCAGGCCUCCUUCGAAACUGCUUUGGUGACUACCAUGUGGCCUUCUACUUUGCGGGUGUACCCCCAAUUAUUGGGGCUGUAAUCCUCUUCUUCGUCCCUCUGAUGCAUCAAAGAAUGUUCAAGAAAGAGCAGAGAGAUUCCAGCAAGGACAAGAUGUUGUCCCACGAUCCCGACCCCAACGGAGAACUGCUGCCAGGCUCUCCAACUCCUGAAGAACCAAUUUAAUGCCUCUGCCUUGCCAGUGUGUGCUGCUCCCCCACCCCACCCCUCCAUCCCACCCUGCUCAGCAUUUACAUUUUUGCCACCAGCACACUUGUUCCCAAACCUGUGCACACAGCAUCUCAGCCACCUGACCAUCUCCUCUGAGCCAAUGCUCUCGGUGUUCCAAACUCAUGAACCAAAUUCUCCCCAUGAAUGCCUUGAAACCCGACAGGCUCCUCUGCCAGGAUCUGGGAAAGCAUGGGAUCAUCCACCCACCCACCCCUGGCCUUUGGAUCCUCUCCAUAUACUUUCUAACCCCCUGGGGGGAGGAGGAAUGAGAUGGGACCUCUGGCCCCAGCUCAUUAGUCACCCACUAGAAUCAACUGCCAAAGGUGCUACCGUGGCCCCAGAACUUAUUGGAGAGACCCAAGCCUCUGUUAGCUGAGGAAUUUGUUCCCAUCCAUCCUUGAGAGCCAUUUGGGGGUUGUGGGAAGGAAGGCCAAAAGAGACAAGGAGCCUUGGUUUGCCUCGAAGCUCCUGAGGGCUUUGAUAGUUGGUUAACCAUCUGCUUCCCUUUUCCCUCCCUUUUACUUUCUCUCUACUGCCUCCUCUCCAUUUUCUUCCCCUCUAUUCCUUUUUAUUACUGUCAUAGACAUAUAGGUGCUUAGAGAAAGGAAGGACCCAGAGCUUGGGCCAAUCAGCUUCAUUUUGGCCCAGACCAUCCCUAAUAACUAGCAUUAACCCUGCUCAUCUCAGACUGAGCUACAUCUCACUUCUGGGCUCAAACUGAUAGUGACUGGAGGAACAGGCUAUCACAUAGGGACAGGAGCUAAAUGCUGCAGAGUUCCAUGUACCACUCAUUGAUGUGGAAAGAUUAACCAAGAGGCCUUCCCAGCUUCCCAUCCGUGUAGCCACCUGUCAAAUGUGAAGAAAACUCCUUUCAUCUCAUCAGACGCAGGAGGGAUGAUGACAGUGCACUGGCAAGAUGGGGGGAGGUGCUGUGGUUAACGACUUGGUGAAGGACCAACUCCUCCAUCUCUCAUUUUUUCAUAGCAGGUCAAUAUUUCCACCUGGGCCAGGCCAGGAAAUGAACUGUUUUAGG